GGACCAGACGAGUAGCUAUUUGCUCCCGUCUCGAACAGGGUGAAGAGGUCUUUUCAGAUCUCAGAACGGAGACAAAGGGCCGAUGCAUGCACAUGAGCGCGUCUCUCAGGACUGUGUUCGCAUUCAAGACUCUAAUCUCAAGCGAGGCUCUUGGUGUGGGCCUCCACCUCAAUCUUGUUUCGGUUGAGAGAACAGUCUUCUGUCUACGUCCCAUCCGGUUAUGCAGAUGAGGAAACGAGGAAUGUUUGCUGCACUGUCGAAAUGCUAAGGCGCUGGGAUGCGUUUGCAUAGGUCGGUUUUUCUAGAUCCACACUGAACGGGUGAAGAAAAAUGUCACACAAGGGGUUGUGUAAUGAGACGUUACGUUCGAAAGCCAGAGGACGAGUAUUUUCGUUCCGCUUCUUCAUCCUUCGAUGCUAUCUCUCUGUCUCUUCUGUCUCUCAGAAAGGCCAGAACGCGCGUUUGGCCCCUGCGGGUGCCGAGUCCGAGCCGGCCGCGCCUCCAGAAGAGACAGAAGGCCCAGCCGACUCACGGUCUCCAGGAACUCCCGGCACAGAAGCGAAAGACAAGUGUGCAGAAGAAAAACGGCAAACACCAAUCCCUCUCAGGUCAUUGUUGUGCGAUGCAUUCAAGGGAGCUUCGCUGGCAGUGACUCCCGUCGAAGUCCUUUACUUUCUGUUCCACUUUUUGCCGGAGUUUCACGACCAAGAAAACGCGCUCGCGACCUUCCAGGAACUGCGAGAAGAAAAGAGGAAAAAACGACUGGAGAGAGCGGCGAAGAACCUUCCUUCAAACGAGAUACUGUCCCCGUCUCUUUCGGUCGCCCCCCCGCCAUCAAGUGGAUCUUCUCCACCAAGAGGAAGUCCUGGUUUUGAAGAGGGUCCAGUUCCGUCUCGCGCAGAAGCUUUCCCCGCACCUGGCGCGCUCGGACCGAACGCGAACUCCGUCGCUUCGGAUGCAAAACGGAACGGGAGAAAUACCAAACUGCGAAGUCCCAUUAACUCCCGCCCAGCAGCCGGCCGCCGUGGUCCAGGCCCCGACACUUCGAGUCCGUCGUCUCCGUCGCAAAGCAGCAAAAGGGGAGAAAAAGACGAGGGAAAGUCGCGGUCUGAGAACUCAAGGAGACGAUCAGGCCCUCGCGUCACAAUCACGAACGUUCCCCAAGUUAUCGUAGAGGAAAGUGCACCAGACUUGUCAACAGGGACGCCACGAGUCGAUUUGAACGACCGUCUGGACCGCCUGGACGGCAGCGCUAAAGCGUAUGCUACCACCGGCAUGGCCCGUGACGACACAAAUGAUGAUGGCGAGGAACAGGGGAAUAGACACACCGGACCCCAACCGACACUGAGAGAUGGUGACAACACUAGUAUUCGGGGGAAAGAGGAAAACAACCACGGGAUGUCGUAUUGCAGAGGCAAGGAGACGACUCUGAAACACCACGGGGCAGGUGGAACACUCUGUUGGCCUCGGCCCUUCGCCACGCGAGCAAUCGAGAAGAGUUAUCGAAAACUUCUCCGGAAGAUCCUCGGGAAACGAUCCGCGUCCUGGACAGAACUUGUGUACAGAGAGGUGACAGUCAUCGAGGUGAUGAUGGUUCUCCUCAAAAUCGUCGAGUUCAAGACGCCUCCCUGCCUAGCGGCGCAGCUAUCGCUUCCUUUUCGUCUGUCAAUCCUCGUAGGCGCCAUCGCGCAACAUGAGUUGACACAAGAAACUUGUGUCUCCACCUCUACCAAAACACAGAGGUGUUGGCCCGUUCUGUCACUUAGAGAUCACCCCCAAGUUGCCCUUUUAACUCUCGUUUCUUCACAAGACCCGUCCGAGUUGCCUAUGCACUUCCCACCCGUCAUCUCAGCACCGCCAGAGCAGCUUUCACGAACGACUGUAGAGAGAGACAGUGAAAAGACACCUCUCUCGCCUUCCUCUCACGUCGUCCGUUCUCCAGCCUUAGGAGCUACAGCAGCGAGGGGUCCGCAACAAAGCAGCCACACUAGUGGACCUGCUCCCCCAGAAGCGCUUCUUUUCUCGGCACCUGCCCAGUCUCCAACUUCACCCGACAAACCGGGUGUGUCGGCCUCGGGCGCUGCGGAGGGAAAGAAUGAUUUCUCAAACGCUUUCUUCUGGGAGAGUUUUGACAGUGUGCCGUCUCUACCUCGCAUCUGUGAAGGGAAAGAAUGUGGAUCGUUCACGGUUCUAGACGCUCCGCUGCUCUGGGCCACGAGCGAUGAAGACGAUGCUCAAGAGGGCAACGACUCUGACCGAGAGAACGAACCCUCUGACACAGAGUAGCUCCCUCCUUGUACUUCGAGAGCCAGCCGGAAGAUAUGACCCAGUUAGCUUGCGAUGCUCCUCAGUGGAAAAGCAGAAGACACAAAAGGCUGAAAAAUCGGUUUCGUGCCGUGUUGGGUCGUCAAACAGUGCGAACGCCUGCAGCAGGGCAAGGUGGUCGCCCGUUCGCCAGCUUCGAACUUCCUGACUCCCG
Molecule: messenger RNA, 2479 nt
Organism: Toxoplasma gondii ME49
Lineage: Eukaryota; Apicomplexa; Conoidasida; Eucoccidiorida; Sarcocystidae
Exons: 3
Coding region: 331-2286 (651 amino acids)
Source: RefSeq, a predicted model, not a curated record